CAUUGGAUGUGUGUUUUAUUUUGAAAAUGAUAACCGGAAGUUGCGUUUCUUCCUAUAUCGCUAACUCGACCUGAAAGCAACGAGUCUGUCCCCAACUGUUUCUGUGGGUUCUACUGACCUGUACACGAGGACUUAGUGUUUUUUUUUUUUACAGACUUUACAUAAACAAAACAUUUUUAAGAACAGACAUGGCGCUCACCGAUGCCGACGUACAGAAACAGAUCAAGCACAUGAUGGCCUUCAUUGAACAAGAGGCCAGUGAGAAAGUUGAGGAAAUUGAUGCGAAGGCGGAGGAAGAGUUCAACAUCGAGAAAGGUCGCCUGGUGCAGACUCAGAGGGUGAAAAUAAUGGAAUACUAUGAGAAGAAGGAAAAGCAGAUUGAACAACAUAAGAAAAUCCAGAUGUCCAACCUGAUGAACCAAGCGAGACUGAAGGUGCUGAAGGCCCGUGACGACAUGAUCAUGGAUUUGUUGAAUGAGGCCCGUCAAAGACUUGCAGGGAUUGCCAAGGACCCUGCUAGGUACUCCACCCUAUUGGAGGGCCUGUUACUUCAGGGAUUCUAUCAACUGCUGGAGCCCAAGGUUACCAUUCGCUGCCGACAGCAGGAUGUAGAAAUGGUUCAGGCUGCAGUUACUAAGAACAUCCCUAUCUACAAAGAGGCAGUGAAGAGCAACAUAGACGUCAGAAUUGACAUGGAAUGUUUUCUUCCAUCAGAAAUCUGCGGAGGAGUCGAAGUGUAUAAUGCUAAUGGGAAGAUAAAGGUUUCCAACACUUUGGAGAGCAGGCUUGAACUUAUGGCACAUCAGAUGAUGCCUGAAAUCAGAGUGAACUUGUUUGGUGCCAACCCCAACCGCAAAUUCACAGAUUAACAGUGGAUUUGAAGGGAGCAGUGCGGACACAGACGGACUAUUUAAGGUGACCACAGACUAUCAUCAUAGUGCGCAGCAGCCCGCACAAUCACCUGCCAGUUAUCGGGGUCAAAGAGAAGCCUGAUUUCCUCAAUGGGACGCUAUGGAUGUGUUCAUAUAUCUUUUUAUUUUUGUACUAAAGGACUGAGUAAUAAUUCAACAUGCGCACUUUUACUUCUGUUUAAGUGCCCUCUAUUUAACCUCUCCAUGGGGUGUCUAAUGGACUGCUUUAAAUUGCAAUGGCAUUGCAAAUAUGUAUUGCUCUUAACUAACUGAUUAAAGUAAUCAAAGCUACAUGUCUAGGUCACCAAAGAUACACAUUUUCCCUACACAUACUUAAUCUAAUCAUUUUUUGUAGACUACCGCCUAUAAUCAGGUUGAUUAUCUGUUUGCCAAAGAGAACUUUUUUUUUUUUUUUUUUUAAUAGUUUGUGUGUGUGGUGUGUGUGUGGGGAAAGAGAAAGGAUGUUUACCAUUGUUCUGAAACAGUUAACAUACAAAAGCCAAAGAAAUAAA
This is a messenger RNA of Xiphias gladius (swordfish), 1423 nucleotides long. It is a transcript of the gene atp6v1e1a, whose product is annotated as ATPase H+ transporting V1 subunit E1a. The coding region runs from base 189 to 869 and encodes 226 amino acids. Gene Ontology annotation, molecular function: proton-transporting ATPase activity, rotational mechanism. Gene Ontology annotation, cellular component: proton-transporting two-sector ATPase complex, catalytic domain. The transcript has 9 exons. Gene Ontology annotation, biological process: proton transmembrane transport. The record is from RefSeq and is a predicted model, not a curated record. NCBI's taxonomy places the organism in Eukaryota, Metazoa, Chordata, Actinopteri, Istiophoriformes, Xiphiidae.